Thunnus maccoyii (southern bluefin tuna) is the source of this 2309-nucleotide messenger RNA. It is a transcript of the gene lmbrd2a, whose product is annotated as LMBR1 domain containing 2a. The transcript is spliced from 18 exons. Gene Ontology annotation, biological process: adrenergic receptor signaling pathway. The record is from RefSeq and is a predicted model, not a curated record. Gene Ontology annotation, cellular component: membrane. Bases 195 to 2258 code for a protein of 687 amino acids. Lineage: Eukaryota; Metazoa; Chordata; Actinopteri; Scombriformes; Scombridae.
CACAGAAAGCACGCUUAACGGUCGUGACGUAAUGUAGUUUCAAAGGUUGUGUACAGUUGUCAGACUUAACGUCUGAGGAACACGAUGUGACUGUAAAUACAGACAGUUUAUAGGUUUACAAUCUUCAGCCGGAGAGAAGAGGCGGAAAAGUCUGUCACCAUGAGUCCUUGACAUCUGUCAGUUCAGUCAUCACUAUGAGUGGUGCUUCGCUGGCUGUUGUGGUUGUAGUCGUCUUCUUCUUGGCCCUCUACCUCCUCCAGCGCUAUGGAGAUUUGCGGAGGCAGCAGCGGUUGGUCCUGUUAGGGACGCUGCUAUCCUGGUACCUCUGCUUCCUCAUCGUCUUCAUCUUACCAUUCGAUGUCAGCGCGACUAUCUACAAGCAAUGUAUUCUUGACCAUGAACACCACCCUUCUUCUGUAACUCCAGCAAGACACACUAAUCAGACAGGAGCCAGCUCAUCUCUUUAUCCAACUUUAAGUGUACCAAAGGCGUGUGAAGAGCCAUGGAGUUAUAUACCAGACGGCGUCCUACCAGUGUUCUGGAGAGUUGUAUAUUGGACUUCUCAGUUUCUUACUUGGCUGCUGUUGCCCUUCAUGCAGUCUUAUGCACAGUCAGGAGCUUUUUCCAAAGUUGGAAAGAUUAAAACAGCUCUCAUUGAAAAUGCCAUCUACUAUGGCACCUACCUCCUUAUAUUCAUCUCCCUGCUCAUCUACGUGGCUGCUCACCCACAGUGGAAACUCACAUGGACAGAGCUCCAGACAAUCGGCAUUACAGCUGCCAACACCUGGGGUCUCUUCCUUCUGGUGCUGUUGCUAGGCUACGGCUUGGUGGAAAUCCCACGUUCCUAUUGGCUCUCAUCUUGCCAUGGUCACCUGCUGGCCAAGACCUACUUCAAGACAGCAAAAAUGGCCACUGAGAAGGCAGCGGCUGAGGAGAACUUAGCAGAUGUUAUGGAGGAGGUGGCAGCUGUCAAUAAAUCUGUCAGGUACAACCACUCUUUCAGGAAGUGUGUGGACACCAUUUUGACAAAGUGUCCUACUGAGUACCAAGAAGAGAUGGGGAGAGACGUGGAAAGCUCUAGUGAUGAACAGAAUGGCCUUCCCACUAAAAGAAGCCUAGUUAACCUUCAUAAAAAAGUGAUCUCUGCAGUGCAGAGGCACGGUCAGACCCAGGUUCAGUGGUCAGUGGUGUUAGACCAGGCUUUACAUCUUGAAGACGUAGCUAAGAGUCAGAGCAGCCCGGUCCGCCAAUUCAUCCACAGCUCCUCUUCAGCACAACACCACGGCUGGAUCCGUAGGUUCAUCUACACUCCUACAGUAGAGUGGUACUGGGAGUGUGUGUUCAGGCGGGGCUUCUACAAGCUGCUGGCAGUCCUCCUUUGUCUCUUCUCUGCAGCAGUGGUCUGGUCCGAGUGCACUUUCUUCAGCACACACCCAGUCCUGUCCCUCUUUGCCGUCUUUAUUCAGAUGGCUGAAAAACAAUACAACUACAUUUGUAUAGAGAUGGCGUGCUUUGUCACUAUCUUCUUCCUGUGUGUGUGUGUCUACUCCACAGUGUUCAGGAUACGAGUAUUCAACUACUAUUACCUGGUUCCACAUCACCAGACUGAUGCUUACAGCCUGCAGUUCAGCGGCAUGUUGUUUUGUCGUCUGACUCCUCCUUUGUGCCUUAACUUUCUGGGCCUGAUUCACAUGGACUCGGCCAUCUCACACCAGGACAGAAUACAGACAUCCUAUACCUCUAUCAUGGGAUCUAUGCAUCUGCUGUCUUUCAUGUCUGAUGGGUUCUAUAUUUAUUAUCCCAUGCUGAUAUUGCUGCUCUGCUUUGCCACUUUCUGCAAUUUGGGCUCUCGCUGUUUGAACCUCGUGGGCUUCCAUCAGUACAUUACUGACGAUGAAUUGACCUCCGACCUUGUGGAUGAAGGAAAGGAACUCAUCAGAAGAGAAAGGAGGAAACGACAGAAAACAGAGGAUGCAGAAAAUCGAAGAUUGGCGUGGAGGGAGCGGUAUGGAGCCCAGGGAGCCACAGGGCGGACCAGACCUGGUUAUACAGAGUUAAAUGAUAACCAGAACAGCCCUGUCACAGAGAUCAAGAGGAAUGGUAUCAUGGUCACUAGGAGAGAUAGAGAGACGGACGAGCAGCAGACACGUUUACUGCUAGACGAUUCCAGUGAUGAAGAUUCACCAAACAGACGAUACACAGGAGGACGUUACCUGUCUCUGUCACCCUCUCAAACUGGAAUCUUUGAUGGUGUUUGACACACAGAAGAAGAGGAGGCAAAGCAAGAAGCUCACACAUGAUGGAAAUUU